AUGCUCGACAAGACAUUUGGCACGCACCAGAGGAAAGGCAGGAGCCUGGACAACCCCGUCAACAGGGAGGACACUCGGAGUCCGAUUCAUGGCACUUUUUCUGUUCAUAUCAACAUGGAUCUGACGGAGUAUCAGAUGGACCGUUUGGCUGAUGUGUUCUCUAGUCACAGCAACGUGAAUUGCAAGAGUCCCAUUGGUCUUGAGGGUGACCAAGACGCCAUCAAGAACGCGUUGCAUGAAUUCAAUAAGGACCCAGAACAACACGGUCUAUCCAGCCAAGGCAUGAGUUCUUUCACAAAAUCGAUUCCUCAGAUCCCUCGCCACAACAGAUCGAAACACCAAGGCAACGACGAAUUGAGCCCGUCCCCUUACCAGAAGCGAGGGGAGUACAAGCGUUGCAGCACCUCAACCACGUUCUCCGACCUCAUGCCUCCGUUUUCCGAUAAGAUCGGAAGACUGUCGGGAACGAUUGCCGAACGUCGGUGCCAGAACACGCCAAACCGCAUAGUCGUCGACGAGGCCAGAAAGUAUGGAACCUUUGUGCAUCGCGCUCCGACGGUACCGGCCGCUUGUCACCCUCUCAAGUCUCAUCCUGUAUUUGCGCCUGUAGAUGACAGCUGGUCCUCGGUGUACUCACAAGAAGAGCACCGGGCAGAUGCUCGUGUACGCCCGUUGUCUAUUGAGAAGAGUACCGUGUCGCGUCGCAUUGACGACGCCCUGCAAGCAUACCGCGACUGGGAUCCCAUGGAGAUUUCAAGUCCUGAACUACUUGGUCCAGAACCUUUGAAAAGCCCUACGCGCAAUCGUAGCCCGCAUCCAGAGCGACGAUGCGCCGAGAGCCCCCGCCAAGCGCCCCAGCUUGCCACGCGGGCAGAACAGCUGAAGCAAGUGACAGCUGAGGCAGACUCAUAUUCUCCUCUCGUCACUUACUUUGCUUUUGAGGGUCUUCCUGUGCAAAAGAUUGGCGGCAAAACACUCAUCGGGGAACAGGGUUGGCUUAAGCGUCCCAACACCAAUCAAACCCCGGAACACAAGAAGAAGAAUGGCUCACCGAAGAAGACAGGGCUUCUGGAUAGCAUCAAAAAAAUGGCCAAGGGCAUGACUGAGAGCAAGACCGUGCGGCGGCCUCGUGAGGUCGAGAAGGACGCCAGCCCCCCAAAAGCCGACAAAUUAGCCAUAUCACUGGACCCUCGCGAGCAAAGUCUUCUAUACUGCGAACUAGAAUUCCAAGUCAGCAAUGCCAUCCAUGCAUACAUUACCAACGAGCUCGGCCACGGUCGCCUGGAUACAGAUAAGCUGAAGGUUAUCGCCAAUGGCUGGAAAGGCAAAGGCCGUCCCCGCGUCGUAGGCUUCCGAUAUGACCUGGAGACACAGUUAGAGCUCAUCAACCUUCACCUCACCGAUUUCCGCUUCUUCGGCCGUCGCCAGGGAAAUCCGCUCGAGAUUGCUGGGCUUCUACACGCCAUGAAGGUCAACGCGCGCGCCAUGCGCAUCCGUACCUUCUGUCAGCCCGACUCGGUCAUUGCCAAGCAGCUGGUCGACUCGCAAUCUCUCUUCAACACGAUCGGCUGCUCUGACGUACAGCAGGUUGCGCUUGCUGAAAUCGCCCAGUUCUUCAAGGUCAUUGUCGAGCGCGAGCGGUCGUACCGCAGUCAGCGAACAAGACCCGGCGUCACCGAGCAACAGGGAAUGUUCCACGACUACCGGAAACAACACCACUGGGACUCUUCAGGCAAUGAAGGAGUCAAUGACAUAGAUCAGGCUGGGGCCCUGAAUGGUAAAGACGCCAAUCGAGAUGACGGCGGUGGUUCACCACUCGAGUUUCGUGGCUCGCACUAG
Molecule: messenger RNA, 1839 nt
Organism: Verticillium dahliae VdLs.17
Lineage: Eukaryota; Fungi; Ascomycota; Sordariomycetes; Glomerellales; Plectosphaerellaceae
Exons: 4
Coding region: 1-1839 (612 amino acids)
Source: RefSeq, a predicted model, not a curated record